Molecule: messenger RNA, 3996 nt
Organism: Cyprinodon tularosa
Lineage: Eukaryota; Metazoa; Chordata; Actinopteri; Cyprinodontiformes; Cyprinodontidae
Gene: herc4
Product: HECT and RLD domain containing E3 ubiquitin protein ligase 4
Exons: 24
Coding region: 254-3445 (1063 amino acids)
Biological process (GO): ubiquitin-dependent protein catabolic process; protein ubiquitination
Cellular component (GO): cytoplasm
Molecular function (GO): ubiquitin protein ligase activity
Source: RefSeq, a predicted model, not a curated record
UUUACAUACAACAUUAAUAGCGCCGUAUAGCAGUUGUUGACAGAGCUUUUUGGAGUGGAGUGGAGCUUUACUUUAAUCCAGCUGAUUGUUAGCAUUUAACGGCGAUCCUUUUAAGAAAUGUCCGCUUUAAAUAUCUGAAAGCAGUCAGGGUGAAACAGGGGGAGGCUGUUUGUGGAGGAGCGUUUCGACACGACUGAAGAACUGAAGAAAAAGAAAUGUGACGGGCAGGCACGAAGAGUAACUAAAGCUGACGAUGAGCGGACAAGUACGGAGCCAAGUGUAUCCCGAGGUGAGAGACACCAUGCUGUGUUGGGGAAAUGCUUCCUAUGGACAGCUGGGACUGGGCGGGAUCGACGAAGAGAUCGUGGUUGUCCCGCGAAAGUGUGAGUUCUUUCACGGUAAGCGGGUGAACGGCGUGGGGUGCGGCCGCAGACACACGGCUUUCCUGCUGGACGAUGGCACCGUUUACACUUGUGGCUGUAACGACUUGGGGCAACUGGGACACGAGAAGUCCAGAAAGAAACCAGAGCAGGUAGGGGCCUUAGAUGCUCAGAUCAUCGUGGCUUUGUCCUGCGGAGAGUCCCACACGCUCGCCUUAAACGACAAAGGGCAGGUUUUCUCCUGGGGGCUCGGUUCAGACGGACAACUGGGCUUGAAUAACUUUGAAGAAUGUAUCAGAGUCCCGAGGAACAUAAAGAGUCUGUCGGAGGUACAGAUCGCCCAGGUAGCCUGUGGCUUCUGGCACUCCCUGGCUCUAGCAAGAGGUGGGCAGAUCUUCUCCUGGGGUCAGAACCGAUCCGGUCAGCUGGGGCUUGGAUUAGCGGGACAAAGCAUUCCCACACCUCAGAUGGUUCAGUCCCUGCAGGGCAUUCCUUUCGCUCAGCUGUCAGCAGGUGGCGCUCACAGCUUCGCGCUCACGCUCUCUGGAGCCGUGUUUGGUUGGGGCUGCAACAAGUUCGGCCAGCUGGGUGUCAACGACACCAAUGAUCGCUGUUUCCCAACCCUCCUCAAGUCAUUAAGAUCACAGAGGGUGAUCUAUGUCUCCUGUGGAGAAGAUCACACAGCCGUGCUCACCAAGGAAGGAGGUGUGUUUACCUUCGGAGCAGGGGGAUACGGACAGCUGGGGCAUAACUCUACCAACCAUGAAAUCAACCCCAGGAAGGUGUUUGAGCUCAUGGGGAACGUCGUCACACAGAUUGCAUGUGGGAGGCAGCACACACUGGCUUUCACUCCUGCCUGUGGGAAGAUGGAUUCAUUCGGGUUGGGGGGUAACGGGCAGCUGGGUACUCGCUCCACCUGCAACAGGAAAAGCCCAGCCCCGGUCAAAGGCCCCUGGGCUGCCUCCAGUGCUGCAGAGGAAAAUGAUGCUGAUCAGAGCUGCUUCGUCAAAAGGAUUUAUGCUGGAGGAGAUCAGAGCUUUGCUCAUUAUUGCACUGUUAAUGACCCUCAGGAUAUGGACAAUAUGAGAAUGGAGAACCUUUCAGGAAAGAUUUGCACCCUGAAUGAGGACGUUGUACAGAAAUGGCUGAAUCACUCGGCGGCAAGACUCCCAGCAGACGUAUCCAAUGAGAUCGACCUGGUGUUCUCCUCUGCAAGCUGCCUCAACGGAUCGUUUUUGUCAACGAGUCAUCCAGGUCACUUCUGUACCAGCAGUAAAUACUCUGGGGUGGAUAUGAACACGGCUCGCCUCCUUCUCCACAGACUGAUUCAACAAGACCAUCCAAAGAUUUCCCAGCAGGUUGCUGCCAGUCUGGAGAAGGACCUGAUUCCCAGAUUAACCAACUCUCCUCCAGACAUCGAAGCUCUGAGGCUCUACCUAACGCUACCAGAAUGCCCGCUCUUCAGCGACCGCAGCAAUUACAUCACCAUCACUAUCCCCUUUGCCAAAUGUGUCAUCAGUUUGAAAGAGGCUCCGCUGAAGGUGCUGGGAAACUGGUGGUCCACCUUCGAGCCCAUGUUCUUCCAGCGCCUGGUGGAUCUGUACAAAGAUGUGGUGGUGUACCUGCUCCAGAUGCACAAGGUGGGCAUUCCUCUGGCCGAGCAGAGGAUCUUCUCCUGCUUCAUGGACACGGCACUCAGCUUCCUGGAGAUUCUGCACAAGGUGAACGAGAAAGCAGGAAGCAUCAUCCAGUACGAUAAGUUCUACAUUCAUGAGCUGGAUAAUCUGAUAGACAUCAGAAACGACUACGUCACGUGGAUCCAGAGGCAAAUGUACCCAAUGGGUCGAGACGGCGUGGUGACUCUCUGCAAAUACCCCUUCGUAUUCGACGCUCAGGCGAAAACGGCGCUGCUGCAGACAGACGCCGUCAUUCAGAUGCAGAUGGCGGUGGAUCAGGCCCAGCUGCAAAACUUCAGCUCCAUGUUCCUGCCAGCCGUCGAAUCCGUCAACCCCUGUCUCAUCCUGAUCGUGCGCAGGGAAAACAUCGUUGGAGACACAAUGGAGGUCCUCAGGAAAUCCAAGAACGUCGACUACAAAAAACCGCUCAAGGUUAUCUUCGUGGGAGAAGAUGCAGUCGAUGCUGGAGGCGUCAGAAAGGAGUUCUUCCUCCUGAUCAUGAAAGAGCUGCUGGAUCCCAAAUAUGGGAUGUUUCGCUACUACGAGGAAUCCAGACUCAUCUGGUUUUCACACAAGACCUUCGAGGACUUUGACUUGUUUAACCUCAUUGGGGUCAUCUGCGGUCUGGCCAUCUACAAUUUCACCAUCGUGGAGCUCAACUUCCCGCUGGCGCUUUACAAGAAGCUCCUGAAGAGGAAACCGACGCUGGAAGACCUGAAGGAGCUAAUGCCAGACGUAGGAAGGAGCCUGCAGGAACUACUCGACUACACGGAGGAUGACAUAGAAGACACUUUCUGUUUGAAUUUCACCAUCACGGAGGAUAACUACGGCGCCACCGAGGUCUUAGAAUUGGUACCAAACGGUGAGAACAUCAAUGUCAAUAAGUCGAACCGGCAGGACUUUGUGGACGCCUACGUCGACUACGUCUUCAACUCCUCCGUAGGGCCGCUGUUCGAAGGCUUCUACGCAGGCUUCCACAAAGUGUGUGGCGGAAAAGUUUUAGAUCUGUUCCAGCCCAGCGAGCUCCAAGCUAUGGUCAUCGGAAACACCAACUAUGACUGGACAGAGCUAGAAAAGAGCACUGAAUAUAAAGGAGAAUACUGGGCUGAACAUCCAACCAUAAAGCUUUUCUGGGAGGUCUUCCAUGAGCUUCCAUUGGAAAAGAAAAAGCAGUUUCUCUUGUUCCUCACAGGAAGCGACCGCAUCCCCAUCCUGGGCAUGAAGAGCCUGAAGCUGGUGAUCCAGCCCACCGGUGGAGGCGAGCAUUACCUACCUGUAGCUCACACCUGCUUCAACCUCUUAGACCUUCCCAAAUACACCAAUAUAGAAACACUCAGAGAGAAGCUUCUACACGCCAUAGAUCACAAUCAAGGCUUUAACCUGGCCUGAUGCAGGAACGCCACUUCAGUUUGAACUUUCCGACGGCGGACACAUUCCCAGAUGUUUUGUUUUCAACAAACCUGCCAGAACUGGCCGGUCUCUGGAAGGAGGAAGCUGAUUGAUCAAAUUUGGUUUUUGCCAUUACGGAAUCCCGACGGCCAAGCUCAGGUCUGAUGUAUGGCCACUAGAUACGCUUUUAUUCACGUUUGAGCCGGAUUUCUGCUGUAAAUGAUUGAAAAACAAACAGAACUCCUGUAAAAACAAUGAAACAGGGAAAACUGACAGGUUGCAUUAAAUUAGGCGGUGAUGUCAGCCGCACACGACGAAAAAUUAUGCAGAGUUUGCAUCGUAUCAGGAGCCAGUCUGCAUUUUCCAGGAGUUCUGUUCUUGUAAACAUGUUUGUGGCGUUUGGCCGAGAGGCAUUCGAGUGCAGGCUCUGUUUCUGUGGCUGUUUGCCUUAAACUAUCCACAAUAAAUUACAAAACCAACUGCAGCCAGUAAAAAUAAAUAAAAUAAUUUCAGGUGGUGUUUAACGAUGGUUGUGUAGAGCCUGAUUUCUU